AUGAUAGGUGCUGCUCCUCUUGUAAGGUUUCCGCUAAAGGACAACUGGUCGUUCAGUCAAGUACCCUCUGAACACUGCAAGGAUGUCGAGGAAUCGUGGAGUCAAUGUGAAAUCCCUACAUCAGUUCAUGUUGAGUUGAAAAAGCUCGGUAAGAUCCCAGAUCCCUACAAAGAUCUGAACGAGUGGAGGGUACAAUGGAUACAAGAAGGCGAUUGGGUGUUUAAGACCGCCUUCGAUAUCGAUGAUUCAACCCUCGAGAGCAGACACGUUGACCUAGUAUUCGAAGGACUAGACACUUACUGCUCUAUCACGCUGGAAGUCGCGAUCACAGAGAAUAUGUUCCUCUCUCAUAGAGUUUCUGUUAAAGACAUCCUCAAAGCGAAAACGAACCAGCUCAUUUUGCAUUUCAAAAGUCCAUGGCACGGUGCACGACAGGCGGAAGAGCACAAUGGCGGUCCAAUGCAUCUUUCACAAUAUGGCUGGGGAUGGGAUUGGGGACCUGUCAUGAUGACGGUCGGCCCCUGGAAACCCAUCCGUGUGGAGACAUACGACGUGCGGCUUGACGAUAUCCGCGUUGACGCGGUCUUGUCCGGUUCACAUUUUGAUCGCGCAAAACUGGCAACAAAGGUUACACUCUCCGAUAACACGCAGGACUGCUCGCUUGUUAUCACUCUUCUGGACACUGAUGGAAACGUCAUUCGAGCAGUUGACGGCCAUUCACCUUUCGAAACGCUGCAAUGGGACUUGGGUAGCGACGUCAAGGGGUGGUACCCGCGAGGCUAUGGAUCUCAGCCUCUGUACCAAUUAAAGGUGGAAUUGAAAAAUCAGGGCCUGGGUGGAUCUACUCGUUCGAGGGAACCAAAAUAUGCUUCGUGUCUGGGGAGGAGGGGUGUACGAAGCGAAAGAGCUGUACGAUACCCAUCGUAUCCCGAGCUCAACGCGAGCAUCAAGAUCGAAGCUGAACAGGCCGUUACGCGGCUUCGAGACCAUCCCUCCGUUGUCAUUUUCGCGGGAAAUAACGAGGACUACGCUUUGGCUGAAUCGAUCGGAGUCAUGGACUAUACCGAUAAUUCGGGUGACUACAUGAAGAGCAAGUUCCCGGCACGACAUAUCUACGAGGUGCUCUUACCCGAAGUCGUCGAGAGACUCUCCAACGUUUUCUACCAUCGAAGCAGUCCCUAUGGAGGAAAGGAUUCCAGCGAUCAGACUGUCGGAGAUAUACACCAAUGGAAUGUCUGGCAUGGGACCCAAGAGCCCUGGGCCAAUUGGGAUAAACUAGCUGGUCGAUUUGUUUCCGAGUUUGGCAUGCAGGGUUACCCAAAUCUUCGUACAGUCAAUGAGUGGAGUGACGACAAGAAUCAGCUCUUUCCACAAUCCAGAGUAUCGGUCAAUCACAACAAAGCGGACGGAUUCGAGCGUCGACUCGAGCUGUACCUGAUGGAAAACUUUCGUCACGCUUUUGACAUGCCCAGUUAUAUCUAUUAUACCCAAAUCAUGCAGGCGGAAUGCCUCGGAGCGGCGUAUCGUUUAUGGAGACGAAACUUCAAAGGUCGUGGCAGAGAGUACACUUCUGGGGCACUCGUUUGGCAAAUCAACGACUGCUGGCCGUGUGUUUCAUGGGCUAUUGCCGACUAUUACUUGAGACCAAAGGAGUUGAAACCAUACACGGUUGGGAUGACUCGCAAAGACAUCAAGACUCGACGAAACAAGACAACAUCUGCUUUCUUUGAUACACACGAAGAACUUCCAGCCAACGCUUCUACCGAGAUCUGGACUGGUAAAGUCCCGGGUCAGCUCGUUCGCAGUAAUGAUGCUCAAGUACCCAAGCCCAUUGUUGUUCACGCUCGGUUGAAUCUUUCCAGCGAGAGCAAUAUAACAGUCGCUCGAUUUUCUAGCUGGCCCGAACCGUACAAGUAUCUCACGGUCCCGGAUCCCGGAUUGAAGGUCAAGGUGCAGGAUGACAACGUCACUCUAUCGUGUGAGAAACCGUUGAAAGGUCUUGUUUUGGACGUGGAUGGGGAUGACUGUGAAUGGUCCGAUCAGGCAUUAGACCUAUUCCCUGAUGACGAUCAGGUGGUACAGGCAAAAGGUCUCAACGGCAGAUCGAUCACAUACAGAUACAUUGGAGACGGUUCUGCCUAG
This is a messenger RNA of Kwoniella shivajii, 2142 nucleotides long. RefSeq lists its product as uncharacterized. Bases 1 to 2142 code for a protein of 713 amino acids. Gene Ontology annotation, molecular function: beta-mannosidase activity. Lineage: Eukaryota; Fungi; Basidiomycota; Tremellomycetes; Tremellales; Cryptococcaceae. The record is from RefSeq and is a predicted model, not a curated record. The transcript is spliced from 15 exons. Gene Ontology annotation, biological process: glycoprotein catabolic process; carbohydrate metabolic process.